This is a messenger RNA of Sabethes cyaneus, 2506 nucleotides long. RefSeq lists its product as uncharacterized. The transcript has 8 exons. The record is from RefSeq and is a predicted model, not a curated record. Bases 74 to 2506 code for a protein of 810 amino acids. NCBI's taxonomy places the organism in Eukaryota, Metazoa, Arthropoda, Insecta, Diptera, Culicidae. Gene Ontology annotation, molecular function: protein binding.
UUUACUUGACCAGUCAUCCAACGACUGUUUAGGAGUGAAUAUCUUGUCCUCUUAUGCGUAAAAAUAACAGAAAAUGUAUCGUCACCGCUUUAAAAUAGUGUGUUUCUGUGUAUUGAUAAGUACGGUAUUUUCUUAUGAACUACAAAGUAGCGCGCCUGAGCGUAACCAAUACAACCAAGAAACUCCAGAUUCUAGCGGUGCAAAUACUAAUGGAGGGCCAUUUAUCAGUUAUCCUAAUGAGACAUCAAAUUCUCCAAACAAUGCAGCGCGCACGAGUGUAUACUCAAAUUAUGGAACAUGGAAUACAGCAAGCGGUGAUCAACAAACCGGUCAUCAACAAACCCAAACCCAAAUGGACCCCAGCUCUCCUCAGCAGGCAAGGAAUCCUCCAGAUAGACAACGGUAUUCUAGCGCACAAGGUCACGCACCCCUUGUAAGCACAUAUGGUGGUGGUGCUAGAACUACUACAACAUGGAAUACAGCAAGCCAUGGUCAACAAACCGGUCAUCAACAAGCCCAAACCCAUAUGGACCCCAACUCUCCUCAGCAGGCAACAAAUCCUCCAGAUGGACAACAGUAUUCUAGCGCACAAGGUCAUGCACCCCAUGUAAGCACAUAUGGUGGUGGUGCUAGAACUAUUACAACAUGGAAUACAGCAAGCGGUGAUCAACAAACCGGUCAUCAACAAACCCAAACCCAAAUGGACCCCAGCUCUCCUCAGCAGGCAAGGAAUCCUCCAGAUAGACAACGGUAUUCUAGCGCACAAGGUCACGCACCCCUUGUAAGCACAUAUGGUGGUGGUGCUAGAACUACUACCGAUGUUAACAGAAUAAGGAAUACAGCAAGCCGUGGUCAACAAGCCGGUUAUCAACAAGCCCAAACCCAAGUUGACCCCAGCUUUCCUCAGCAGCCAAUAAAUUUUCCAGAUGGACAACAGUAUUCUAACGCACAAGGUCACACACCCCUUGUAGGCACAUAUGGUGGUGCUGCUAAAACUACUACCCGACUCGACUACGUUUGUUCCAUUGAAACUCAGAACUACAAUUGUCAGUUUAAAGAUGUCAUACUAAAGCUACCGCAGCACAGCGUUACCUUUGGUCCGGUACCCAACAGCAAGCAAAAGCUGGCCUUCCAGAACUCCACCUUAGAAUACCUGCCUAAAAGUUUAUUAGAUGCAUUUCCACGUAUGCAGGUGUUGAAUCUCGAAGGUUUACUAAUUAGAGAAAUCGAUUCAAAUACAUUUCAAACCGCCUCUGAACUUUUGGAACUCUACAUGCAAAAUAACCAGCUUAAAGAAAUUAAGUCGAAUACAUUCGAUGGAGCUUGGAAGCUUCAGCUGCUGGAUCUAUCAAACAAUGCUAUCGAAUCGAAUCGAAUUGCGCUAAACUUUCUUUCCGCAGUGCCAAAUCUUCAACAGUUUAAAAUCAACUCAAAUCGAAUCUCACAACUGCCAUUAAGCCAGCAAAAUUAUUACCUACAAUAUAUCACUGCAAGCGAAAAUUCUAUAAGUCACAUAAAAGCAGAUCAAUUUAAAAACAAUCGCCAACUUAGUGAACUGGACUUCUCAUACAACAGGCUUCAGUAUUUUGAUUUACAGCAGCUCGAUGAUAAGCAAAACCUUUUACUAAUCAACGUAAACUACAACAAUCUCACGGCGCUCCACAUUCCACAAUACGUAAAAACGCUUUUUGCGAGAAACAAUACGAUUGAAACUUUAUCAUCUCUUGAGUACUGCGCAGCGGUGGAAAUCGACCUUCAAUCGAACAAUUUGCAAAACAUAGAUGUUCUAUCGAACUGCAAUUUUCUCCAAAAGCUGGACUUGUCAUCUAACCUUCUCCAAAAUUUUAGAUUCAGUCUAGUAGAGAAUAUGUCCGAACUAAAAGUUUUAAACUUAUCACACAAUCAUUUGUUCCAAAUCGACGGAAAUAUAAAAUCGAAUCCCUAUUUUAAUUUACAAACACUGGACUUUUCACAUAAUCAUCUCAGUCACGGUCCUCCAUCGACAGCGUUCCACACCGUUAUUGAGUUAUAUCUCCAAAAUAACGAAUUUAUCGAUUUCGAUUUUAGAUCAUCGGAAAAGCGAAACGUAUACCUUUCCAACAAUGAAUGGAGUUGUAAAAAAAUAGAUUCUAUAAAUAAAACCACGGUAAUUGUCGAUCAGUUUCAUGGUGAAUGUCUCUCAGGUUUCGUUAAAAAGAAAGGUAUCUGUUGUAGAGAGUACAAAAAACCUUACAUUCAACGCCUAAAUGAAGUCCUCACAGAAGCUUUAUUUCAUAAUCAAACCAACCGACAGCGGCUUGCAACAGAAUGUCGCUCAAGGCCGAGUAGCUCUCGGCCCGAAAUUCUUAAUGAGGAUGAACUAACUCGGCUACGAAAUGAAGCAGCUACUGGUGAUGAUGCUAACAAAAAGCUCAUCGAUGAGUUAUGGAAUAUUACUGACUUACACAAAAAGUUUACCAAAGACAUCAAAACAUUAGAGGUUGAACGGACAACAAACGGCGCUUAA